Messenger RNA from Panonychus citri (citrus red mite), 2305 nucleotides. Its product is annotated as replication factor C subunit 1-like. Gene Ontology annotation, cellular component: nucleus; DNA replication factor C complex. Gene Ontology annotation, molecular function: ATP hydrolysis activity; ATP binding; DNA clamp loader activity. Gene Ontology annotation, biological process: DNA replication; DNA repair. The record is from RefSeq and is a predicted model, not a curated record. The transcript has 4 exons. The coding region runs from base 148 to 2136 and encodes 662 amino acids. NCBI's taxonomy places the organism in Eukaryota, Metazoa, Arthropoda, Arachnida, Trombidiformes, Tetranychidae.
GUUCUUUUCUGAUUGUGUAGAUGGCGCUGGUUUCGAAGAAAAGUCCAUUGGGAUUAACCAAUGUGAUCACAUUGAGAUCACAACAAUUAUGAUUCCCGCUUUGAGAUCUUUGUUUGUUUGGGUAAUUUAAUUGAUCAUUAAUCGAAAAUGGAAUCACUAUUCGUCGAGAAAUAUAAACCUCUUUGUUCAGAAAAAGUAAUUGGUCAACAUGGUCCUAAAAGUAAUGUUAAAAAGUUAACCCAUUGGUUACAAUAUUGGAAAUCCAAUUAUGGAAAGAAACCUGGUUUCGGUAAAUGGGCUUCGGACGAUGGUGCUGGGUUUAAGGCCGCUCUACUCUCUGGACCUCCAGGUGUUGGUAAAACAACAUCAGCCACUUUAGUUUGUAAAGAACUUGGUUUCACCUACACUGAGUUAAAUGCUUCGGACACAAGGAGUAAAAAAUCUCUCACAGAAGUGGUUUCAAAUCUUCUAUCGAAUCGAACCUUUUCCGACAUUGGUUCUAAAGUCAGUUCCAAUCUCUCAUCUAAGCAUGUUUUAAUUAUGGAUGAAGUUGAUGGUAUGGCAGGUAACGAGGACCGUGGAGGUGUUGCUGAAUUAAUCAAAUUAAUUCAAAAGACACAUAUGCCCAUCAUAUGUAUUUGCAACGACAGAUCUCAUCCUAAAAUGAGAAGUCUUGUUAAUUAUUGUUUUGAUUUGCGGUUCACCAGGCCAAGAGUUGAACAAAUCAAGGCCCAUAUGUUGUCAGUUUGUUUCAAGGAAGGAAUCAAGAUAAGCGCUGAUGCUCUCAAUGAGCUUAUUAUUUCCUCUAAUCAAGAUAUUAGACAAGUUUUACAUUUCGUUUCAUUGUUGGCUACAGCUAAAAAAGGUGAAAAGGUUGAUUUUAAACAACAAAAAGUCAUCAAAGAUGUCAAAUUAGGACCAUUUGAUGCUUUGAAAAAAUUAUUUACUACUGAAGCUGGAAAACAAAUGAGCUUCAACGAUAGAUCUGAUCUUUUCUUUUCAGAUUAUUCGUUGAUGCCUUUAUUUGUUCAUGAAAAUUACCCUGUUGUCCAGCCCAAUGGUGUAUCAAGAAAUGAAUCAAGGAAGAAACUUGAGCUUGGAGCUAAAGCUAUUCAAUCAAUUGCAUUUUCCAAUUUAUUUGAAAAAGAAAUAAGAUCAACAAACAAUUGGUCAUUACUUCCCAUGCAAUCAGCUUUCUCCACUGUUCUCCCCAGUUAUUAUAUGAGAGGCCAUUUAAAUGGACAAAUUGAAUUUCCCAAAAUGCUCGGUAAAAUCUCUGCUGGUAACAAAAAGGAUAGACUCAUUCAAGAACUCAAAAUGCACAUGAGUUUACGUGUUAACAGCAACAAAACUACAAUAAAUUUAGAUUAUAUUCCUAUCUUACGAGAAAAGAUCUACAAACCCCUAAGAUUAGAGCAAACUAACGCAAUUCCUAAAAUUCUGGAUGUAAUGAACCACUAUUGUAUUCGAAAGGGAGAUCUUGAUUGCAUGUUGGAAUUUCUCUGGUCUAAUGAAAAGAACCCAACCAGUGAGAUUAGUCCCGCAACAAAAGCCGCUUUAACCAAACAAUGUAACGCAUCAUCGACCCUCUUACCCUAUCAAAGUGCGUUGGAUUUGAAGGGUAAAAAGCGAAAAGCAGCUCCAACUGAACUUGAAGAAGGAGAUGAGGAAGAAAGUGAAGAGGAAGAAGAGCCUGUGGAUGAAAAAAAGCUCACGAGUGGAAUUACCAAAGAUGGAAUCGAAAUAAAAACCAAAGAGAGUCCAAAAGCAAAAGGAGGAGCGAAAAAUGGUCCUGCCAAGAAAAGAAAAGUAGAGCCAAGUGAGAAGCCGACAAAAGGAGGUAAAGGUAAAGGUAAAGCAGCGGCAUCGAAAGCCGAAACCAACGGUCAAUCACCAACUCCCAAAGAAAAGACCAAUGGUAAAGCACCAGCAGGAACUACGAAUGGUCGAGGAAAAGCAGCUCCUAAAGAAAAGAAACCAGAAAUUAAACCAACUCCCGUUGCAAAAAUUCUAAUAAACGUCCCGCCUCAUCUGAUAACGAGAUCUCUCCUCAAGGAACCAAAAAAGAGGCUAAAAUCAGCGAUUGGUUCAAACGAACACCCAAAUGAACUCAAUCAACUUAUCGUUUAUUUUUAACUAAACAAAUUGAUACUUUUAAACAUUUCCCUCAUCUCACUCAGCUGAUGGCUUAAUCAACAAUUUACUCUUAAUCAAUUUUAUAUAACUGUUGUUCCAUAAAAAAAAGCUAAUAUCAAUCGUUUUGAAUGAGAUUGUUAUUAAUUAAAAUGAUUGCACAAAAUUAAAA